Molecule: messenger RNA, 3534 nt
Organism: Heteronotia binoei (common prickly gecko)
Lineage: Eukaryota; Metazoa; Chordata; Lepidosauria; Squamata; Gekkonidae
Gene: FGG
Product: fibrinogen gamma chain
Exons: 9
Coding region: 240-1547 (435 amino acids)
Biological process (GO): protein polymerization; blood coagulation; platelet activation
Cellular component (GO): fibrinogen complex
Molecular function (GO): signaling receptor binding
Source: RefSeq, a predicted model, not a curated record
UUGGUGCUGAAACAGGUUGAAGCUAGCAAAACCUGGAAACGCCCACACACUCAACCAGUAAGAGGCCACCUUCCCUCCACCAUGUCCCCUGCCUAUUUACAACAUUGUAGGCACCCACUGAAUUUCAGCUGAUGCCUUAAGCUGUUGCUGUGCUCUUCAGAGAGCAAGAUCAGAUCUCAGAAGUCCUGAAAGCUACAUUGAUUAAGUAUUGCCUCUUCAGUGUUUGGGAGCCACACACAAUGAAACUGAAGUUCAGCAGCUGGGUAUCUCUGCUAGGUUUCCUAUUUUCAACUUGCACUGCAUAUGUGGCUACCAGGGAUAACUGCUGCAUCUUGGAUGAACGAUUUGGUAACUAUUGCCCCACCACAUGUGGCAUUGCAAAUUUCUUAAAUAAAUAUCAGCCUGAGACAGAUCGAGAUCUCCAAGUACUUGAAAAUAUCCUGCAGCAGAUUUCAAAUUCCUCAGCUUUAACAGACGAGUUGUUCCAACAGAUCCGAAAUGUGCACAUCCCAGACCGAUCAACUCAGCCAAAUGUGGUUGCAGCUCUUACUCAAAAAUCCAGAGACAUCAUUGAUGAAGUCAUCAGAUAUGAAAACACUAUUGUGGCCCAUGAAAAUACAAUACAAUUUUUGACAGAAAUUGUCGUAUCCAACAAUAACAAAAUUGCAGUAUUAAAGCAGAAGACUGCUCAGCUUGAGGCACAAUGUCAGCAGCCAUGUCAAGACACUGUCCAGAUACAGGAACUAACUGGAAAAGAUUGCCAAGAUAUUGCAAAUAAAGGUGCAAGACAAAGUGGCCUCUACUUCAUCAAACCUCAAAAAACCAAGGAGCAGUUCCUGGUCUACUGUGAAAUUGAUUCAGCAGGCAAUGGGUGGACAGUUAUUCAAAGGAGACUUGAUGGGAGUGAAGACUUUAGGAAAAAUUGGAUUCAGUACAAGGAAGGAUUUGGACAUCUGUCACCAAAUGAUCAGACAGAAUUCUGGCUGGGAAAUGAGAAGGUUCAUUUAAUAACCACUCAGUCUACUGUCCCAUAUGCCUUAAGAAUAGACCUGGAUGACUGGAGUGGCCAAACAAGCCAUGCAGAUUAUGCUCACUUCAAACUAGGAACUGAAGCAGAUAAAUAUCGCCUGACCUACGCUUUCUUUGUUGGAGGUGAUGCUGGAGAUGCCUUUGAUGGUUUUGAUUUUGGGGAUGAUCCAAGUGACAAAUUCUUUACUUCUCACAAUGGGAUGCAGUUCAGUACACAUGACAGUGACAAUGAUAAAUAUGAUGGCAACUGUGCUGACCAAGAUGGAUCUGGAUGGUGGAUGAACAGAUGUCAUGCUGGUCACCUCAAUGGCAAAUAUUACAGAGGUGGUGAUUACACUGCAAGAGACGCUGGCCCAUCUGGAUAUGAUAAUGGUAUUAUCUGGGCAACCUGGCAUUCUCGGUGGUAUUCCAUGAAGAAAACAUCAAUGAAAAUUAUUCCAUUCAGCAGACUCGCAGCACUAGGAGAAGGACAGACUGGAGAAAUAAAACAGGGACUGGGAAGUCGAGGAGACAUUUAAAAAGAUAAUAAAUCCAACUCCAGAAUUAGUUAAUAACAACUUCAUGCCUAAACAAAGUUUGAGCAUAUUCCAUACUGUGCUCUUGUGGAAAAUAUUCUCCAAGCUAUUUUAACUUAAUAUAGUUCUGUUUAUGUCAUUUAACUUACACAGGUACAGCCUCAUUUCUUUAGCUAUUUCAAACUGCUUAUAUUCAAAAUCAAAUCCUAUCAAUAUGAAUCACCAAUAUUUGAAAUUUGCUGCCACAGGUUAUGGCAAUGGCCACUAGUUUUUAAAUUAUUUAAAAAAAACAAUUAAACCAAUUUAUGAUAUAAAGCUAUUAUCAGUGGCUAUUAGGCAUGUUAACUGUAUCUUCAUCUUUAGUUACACAAAUAUCAGUUGCUGGGGGAUAAAUAACAGGAGAGGACUGUUCUGUUAGUGUUCUGCUUGUGGAUUUCCUUGACUCCUGGGAUUGUGUCCAAACAGCUUUUUUACCCAGUCUGGCUAAAUUCCCUUUCUUGCUACAGUGUCUAGUCCCACAAGGCACAACCAUCACAGAUUUUUUGAUGGUCAAAGAACAUCUGCCUGUUUACACCUGCAGAGAAGUUGGUUGGAACCAACCUCUGGUCUAGAUGGAACUUUGGUCUAGCAGAGCUCUUGUUAUGUCUGCAAACUCCUAUUAGAAAGAUGUAGGGUUCCCAGCCUUCCACUAGGAGCAGGAUUUCUCUUGGUUUGGGGGACCCAACCCGCCAGCAUGGGGCUGGCCCCUGGGGGUAUCCACACCCCCAAAGAGCGCCAUCAUUUGCAGCAUGCCUGGCAUGAUGACAUCACCAGAAAGUGACAUCAUUGUGCCAGGCAUGUCACACAGGGAAUGCUCUAGCAAUUUGGGUAUAAACUCUAAGGUGCCAUAGAGUUUUUACCCAAAUUCCUAGAGUGUCCCGCCAUACAAUGUGCCUGGCACGAUGAUGACAUUUCCAGGUGACAUCAUCACACUAUGCACUUUUUGCACGUGUGAGGAUCAUCCCCCCCCCACCACCACCACCACCAGGUAGGACCUGGCAACCCUAAAAACAUGUAAUUCAGACUUUUCAUGGAAAGACAAACAAUUAUAGUUAUUCCUCUUCUAUUGUUGAUUGGAGAUGUUUAAAAACAAUAUUUCUGACAAAGAUUUAACUUGACACAUUUUCAAAGCCCUUAUGAAAUGAGAUCCUAAACUCACAUAAAUUUCAAUUGACUUUGGUUGUAAUGUAGGAUCUUAUACUAGUAUCAAAAUGUUAAAUAUACAAGUUAUUCUUUACAGAUUGGAUAAAAGACAUUCACAACCCACUUUCUACAUGCACUGCAUAGACAUACAGUAUUCUCAAGGCCUCUUUGUGACAGUACUCAUACUGAUACUGAAAACUGGUACUUUUUUCAGUGAUGGCCCAAUCCUGAGGAGAGAACUGAUAGAAAUUGGUGCAACCUUAUAUAUGAGUACCAGCACCUUUUUCUUUUACAAACAAAUAAACAAACCCCAAAACAAACAAAAAACCAACAAAGCCUUGAGUCUUCUACUAGGCUGUGAGGAUGGCUCACAAAUGCCAUGUUCUCAAGCAUGAAUCUUGAAGUUAUAUGGUUGUGUUUGCAGGUAACAGCAAUAGAAUAUCUUCUGUGUGUACAUAACCUUUCCAUAAAGGCUAACAAUCCUCUGGAUUAGAAUAACAAUUUGUGGUGGUUUUUCAGUAUGUCCAGUGUCUAUUCCAAUAAAUACAAAUAAUAAAAUGUGUAAAAAUAGCCACCCCAUACAUGGAAUUCUAAUAAAGUUCUAAGUUGUCUUCGAAAUAUCAGUUCAAAAAUAUGUACUUGUAGUCCUUGCUUAUCUAUAGGACAUCUCAUCCAUAUGACAAUUGUCAGUUGUUCCUUUCUUUAAAGUUGUCUGUGUUUUAUUGGAGGUGGUCAACUGUUCUUUUUAAAAAGGCAAAUUGUUUUGUGAAUAAAACUCAGCAUUACCAAAUUUGGUAAUAUAAACAUC